Messenger RNA from Saprolegnia diclina VS20, 1965 nucleotides. RefSeq lists its product as hypothetical. Lineage: Eukaryota; Oomycota; Saprolegniomycetes; Saprolegniales; Saprolegniaceae. Gene Ontology annotation, biological process: sphingoid catabolic process. The transcript has a single exon. The record is from RefSeq and is a predicted model, not a curated record. The coding region runs from base 1336 to 1923 and encodes 195 amino acids. Gene Ontology annotation, cellular component: endoplasmic reticulum.
GGCAGAUCGGUGGGAUUACCGGUACCGGUUGCCAACGUCGCGACACGCCGCGACGUUCCACGCCACGUUCGGAAACGUGGUGUUCCACGCACCACCAUGGCGCAUGGGUGCACGAAGUUUGCGAUGCUCGAUCGGUCCGGCGGACGACUGGCGCACGGCUACCGGUAUUACUCCGAUCACUUGGCUGCCAUCCAUUCUAUUCCAUGGCCGCCUCUUUGCGCGUGCCACCGUGCUCAGCACAAGGAAUUUGGACGUGGUAUCACGAAGAAGAGCUGCUGCUCAAUGCAGUAGCGAGCUCUGGGAACGAGCUAUCUUUGUCACGGCCCGUGAGGCUCCUCGCGCGUCCGCCGCCACUUCCAUGUCGGCCGCCACUGUCUUGCUUUGCUCGGCUGCGAGUGCAGAGGUACAGUCCCCGCUUCAUCAGUUGCACCACGAGCAACCAAGUCAUCAUUGCAAGCGAUCUCGUGCAUGGUCAUGCGAGUCGUCGUUGGUGUCGUCACAAUUCGACGAACGUCGCGUGCUAGUCCGUGGGUGACCAGGGCACGAGGAAGGAGCUGCCCGCAUCGAGACAUUCAGCACCACCACAAGCCACCCCACGUCACUUGUGUGAUGUUAUCGAUCUCAUCAUACAUCCUUGCAGGGUGUAGCUGCACACCUUGGCGCACGACGUCUAGCUGCGCCAAGAACGGUCCAAGCCUGUUCCGUGAUGAUGAUUUACGUACCGGGUACUGUUGCAGUAUUACCGGGUUGGUAGAGGCAUCGGUAGCUUUGACGAAGCCAGCUUUGGUUUGGAAAUGCAAGUAUCUUCCUCAUCAAGCACGAUGCUGUGAACCGCCAUCUGAUACGUUCGUCGCAAACUGCUUCCGCGGUCCCAUCGCCAGGUAGUCGAACGACCGACUAGACUUCCGAGUUGACGCUCGUGGAAGCUUCUCGCCUCAUUAACGACGCAGCCCAAGUGCCACGUACUCGUAUCGCUGUCCCAUCUUGUGCGACCAGAUCCAACGACCAGCACUCUGCGUGUUUCUCACGUGAAAAUCGGUUUCGAUUUCUCACGUGCAAAUCACGCACCCAUCGACCGCAAGGCGGUGCUGCCUCGCGCGUCGCCAUGCACUCUAUCGCAGGACCCGAUCAUUCCCACGCUCUCAUACUCUCGUACUCUCAGGCUCAUGCUCCCGCACCGUGCUUCGACCUGCUUGUGCGAAGAGAGAGAGCAAGAUGGCAAUCACAUUUCCCACACGAAGGGGUAGGGCUUCAACCAUUUGCGAGCUUCUUGAAGCGCUGGUCAUCGACUGAGCCUCAGAGCCCAAGACGCCAGCUACCGCACGCAGCAGCAGCAUGACGCUUGCCGACAAGUUCAACCUCGAGAAGCAAGUGACGUUCUACCUCUCGUACCAUGCCAACCCGAUCAACGUUUACAUCCACCUCGUGUGCAUUUGGCCGCUCCUCAUCACAGGCCUCGCGCUCGGGAGCUGCGCGCCGCAGUUCGCCGACAAUGCGUUCUUAGCGCCGUACGGCCUCGCCGAGUACGUGACGUUCGACAUUGGGCUUGUCGCUAUGGUCGUCUACGUGCUGUGGUAUGUGACGCUCGACCCGAUCGCGGGCUCGGGCGCGUCCAUCGCGAUUGUCCUGCUGCAUGCGCUGACGACGGCGUGGACGCAGGCGCAUGUAGCGCUGUAUGGCGAGACGCCGUGGCGCCUCCUCGCUGGCAUUCACAUUGGCGCCUGGAUCCUCCAGUUCAUCGGGCACGGCGUGUUUGAGCGCCGCGCGCCGGCCCUCUUUGACAGCCUCGACCAAGCGCUCAUCACCGCCCCGCUCUUUGUCGUGCUCGAGAUCCUCCUCCCGCUCGGGUACCGCCGCGAGAUGCACGAGCGCGUCCAGCGUCAAGUCCAAGUCAACCUCGCCGCCUUCCACAAGCGGGCAUAAGCACAGAAAAUGAACCAUACAAUACAUGCCAUUGCGAGACAC